UACAUUCAUCCAGAUACCUUCUUUCUAUUUCUCCUUCCGCCAUGCAUCUUGGAAGCAGCUUAUGGUCUCCACGAUCCUGUCUUUUUUGAAAACCUUGGAACUAUCUUGUUCUAUGCCAUCUUUGGAACCCUGAUCAAUUGCUUCAUUAUUGGUCCUGUUUUGUUCUGUCUGGCAUACAUCGGAGCAAUGGGAACUUUCAGUAUAUCACUGAUCGAAUGUCUCGUCUUUUCAUCACUCAUCGUUGCUGUAGAUCCUGUUGCCGUGUUGGCGAUAUUUCAAGAGGUUGGAGUCAACAGUGUUCUAUACUUUCUUGUCUUUGGCGAAUCUUUACUCAAUGAUGCUGUCACUGUAGUCCUCUACAACACAAUUACCACAUUGAGCUUGAUGGGCGGGGAUAUUCCCGUUUCCGAAAUCGGUAUGGCAAUAGCAGCUUUCUUCGUCGUCAGUCUUGGCGGUUUGACCAUCGGCUUGAUAUUUGGCCUGCUCAGUGCCCUCAUUACAAGACUUAUGAUGCACAUCAGAGUUGUUGAACCACUUGCAAUCCUGUCAAUGGCCUACGCGUCCUACCUCAUGGCUGAGUUGUUUCAUUUCUCGGGCAUCAUCAGCAUGAUAGGAUGUGGAUUGAUGCAGAUGCAAUUCGCCUUCCACAACAUCUCCAACAACUCCUCAGUCACCAUCAAGUACUUCAGCAAAAUGCUUAGCAAUGCGUGCGACUGCAUCAUCUUCAUGUUCCUUGGCAUCUCUCUGAUCAGAGAUAAUCAUCAGUGGCAUCUUGGAUUUGUCCUCUGGUCUGUAGUGCUUUGUCUUGCCGUUAGAUUUAUCGGUUGGUUGGUUGUUACUUAUGGGCUGACUUUCCUCGUCAACAAAACCAACCGAUCAAGAUGCAUUGGAAACAGGGAACAGUUCAUCAUGGCUUACGGAGGGCUGAGGGGCGCAGUUGCCUUCUGCUUGGUGGUCCUCCUGCAAAACGAGCACACGAGGCACAAGGAACUCUUUGUCACUGCUACUCUAUCCGUUAUUUUAUUCACUGUCUUUGUUCAGGGCAUAACCAUCAAGCCGUUGGUUAAGCUGUUGAGGAUUGAAGGCGAGGAGGAGAAGGUGAUGUGCUUGUAUCAAGAGAUCAACAAUCAUGUGAUAGAUCACUUGCUGGUUUUCAUGGAGGAGGUCAUUGGUCACUAUGGACACAAUUCAUUCCAGGUGCUCAUGAAAAUAUAA
Helobdella robusta is the source of this 1215-nucleotide messenger RNA. RefSeq lists its product as hypothetical. Gene Ontology annotation, biological process: regulation of pH; proton transmembrane transport; sodium ion transport. The annotation marks the transcript as partial. NCBI's taxonomy places the organism in Eukaryota, Metazoa, Annelida, Clitellata, Rhynchobdellida, Glossiphoniidae. The record is from RefSeq and is a predicted model, not a curated record. Gene Ontology annotation, molecular function: sodium:proton antiporter activity. Gene Ontology annotation, cellular component: membrane. The transcript has 14 exons.